Molecule: messenger RNA, 3363 nt
Organism: Cryptococcus wingfieldii CBS 7118
Lineage: Eukaryota; Fungi; Basidiomycota; Tremellomycetes; Tremellales; Cryptococcaceae
Exons: 2
Coding region: 1-3363 (1120 amino acids)
Source: RefSeq, a predicted model, not a curated record
AUGUCGGCCCACCCCAAGAAGAGGUACUACCCACCGCAACCCUCACGCGGCGAGGACAGAGACGCCACAAGGCACACCACCUACUCCACCCGCAAAGUCGCCAUACAAGGCCCUCCUGCUCUCCGGACAGCAAAAAGCUGUCCUUAUAUUUCUCCCGCCGACAGGAGCAACCUGAAAAAGAAGGGGAAAGGGAGCAUGAGCUGGCGUGGGCCGUAUAGCGGCUCGGCUGGGGCUGCAGCGAAUGCGAGCGCACAAGAGCGACCGGGUGGACCACCUCCAUGGCUGCAGCGCAAGACCGACUCCUCGUCAGCCACACCUUUCGACUCUGUUGGAUCCCCCAGAUUCGCAGCAUCUCACAAACCGUUGGGGGCCCAGGCCGGUGGCUCGCAUUGGAAGAAGAAGGUGCCCAAUUGUCCAGCUGCUAUGGCGAGCCCACCUGUCCCGGCAGCUCAACCCAGUCGCGUGCAGUGGGCGGCCAGAGCACCACCAACACAGCCAAGAUCUUUAUUAGACUCCAAUUCUCCUGUCUCGCCAUCCACGUUCCCUCCCAUAAUGGCGAAAGCUCCUUCGCCAAAUUCGGUCGGUCAACCCUCUUCCAACAUGGGCAAGACGCAAUCUUCCCAGCCUGUGGCACCGCACGACCACAUAUCAACCAACUUCUCUCAUUCUUUUCAUCAAAACCCCCAACCAUCCAGCUACCAACUCUCCCUUGAUGCAUACAUAUCAAUGCCGGCGCUCUCCGCGGCAAAUUCGCCGUCUCCUCCAUCUCCACCAUCGCGACCACCCGCGCUUCAGCAAUGGUUCGAAGCGAGGAGACGUGUUAGUACAGAUGACGGCCAAUCUGAUGUUUUACAACCAAAGUCUUCAGAGAUCUCAAACAUCGACAAGCAUCAGGAGGGCUCGUCCCAAGACGUGACUGGCGGGCGGUCAGGGCUGGGACUGGAAAACGCUUCGACGAGUCAGAAUGUGGAAAUGGACGAUGAAGAGCGAGAUGUGAAGCCGAGUGCCGAAGCGUUGGAAAAGGCUUUGGAGCAGGCUGUGCCGAGGGUGAAAGAGGAAGAUCGUCUGGAAGGUUGCUUGGCGCUGACACGCGGGCAGCUCCCAAAAGAUGUCUGGUCACCCAACCCAUCAAUUAGGCGGGGGACUCGAGGCAAAAUACGCGAGCAGCAAGAAAAAGAGUUGACCAAGAUGGGUCGGAAGCUCGUCAAAAGUCGAUGGAUGAGCGACGGAGUGGCACAUGACUGGAAACUCGUCAAGCAAAUCAGCCUCGUUGAGGAUCAAUGCUGCCAGAUUGUCAAAGACGAUAUCGCCGUAACUAUCCCCGGCUUGUCUGCGAUGGACCCAUCUGGUGCCAUGGAUGUGAAUGCUGUCAGCCUCGAGACGGGCUCUGGUCAACAAGAGACUGAGACCCAGGUCGACGGCUCAGGUAGACAUUCGUCAAGGCGUAACGUCAUGGCGCUGGCUGUGUCGGCAGCCGCCACCCAACCAGCGCCUGUCUCGGGGCUGCCGAUGUCGCGUGAGAGCUCGCGGGAUAAACGAGAGUCUGAGAAUGACGUGGCAACGAUGGUAUCGCCUACACAGACUCCCAUCGCUGUUAUCAUACCUUCUGAAACGACCACGAGUACUUCCAAUCGCGUGCCGCCGUCUUCCAUCCCGGCCAAACCCGUCACAGAAGCGCCUGCGAGCAUAGAAUCCACGUCGUUCAAUCUUCCAAAGCCUCCAUCUUCUUCUAAUCCGAGUCGGGCUAUAAAUCCGACUACGAACCCUUCGGUCAAGCCAAAUACAAAACCCGAAGCCAAAUGGGGCCCUGCCAUCAUCGGUCGACCGCCCAAAAGCGGUGCUAUCGACAGGAUCUACAAGUACGAGCUUGAGAUUCCCCCUUAUAUUCAAAUCACUGCGGCCGGCAAGUUUACAGCGCAAUUCCAGACUUGGAAGCUCAAACACCGAGAUGACAUGUCGGGCCAAUCCUCUCGUGGCUGUCCAUCACGAGAGGUCUUUUUGAACCAUGAUGGACCAAACAAGUGCAAGAGUUUGCAAGUCCGAGUGGUACCCAUUGACAUGCAGGACCCCUCUUCUUGGCCUUUGUCCAUGUUCCCCGACAUCGUCGAGUACGUGAUCCCCGAUCACGUCAAACCUCGACACGUCGAGGUCAACCCUCGCUCUGCUUUGUUCCGGACAUGGGAAAAGACUUGCAUGGACAUGGCUUCGAAUCCAGAUCAAUGGGGUCGCCCCACGAGAUGGGUCAAGUCCAUGUUCUGCCCGAGUAUGAGCAAGGGUAGUUUGAGGGUGCGAUGGCGAGGAAAGACGGCGACAGAGAUUGCGAGCUAUGAAGGUGCACCAAUCGUCUUGCCCGGGAAGGGAGAUCACAAAGACAAGAGUUUGAGGGACCGGGAGAUAGAAAUGGUAAAGGAAAGGGAGCAGGGAAAGGUCAAAGACAAGGGGAAAGCUAUCCACAGUGAUUCUCAGCCCGAAAAAAGGCUGAGGUCAGAGUUGAUGGACGAUCAAGACUCUUCGAGGAAGAAGUCAAGGCGAGCGUCAGAGUCAAAUGGUGAGCGCGAGUGGGAUAAGGGCAAGAAGGAGGGUGUCUAUUUUGAUGAGGGCCCCAGGAGUAGGCGCCGUGAGAAGGAGAAGGAGAGGGGCACCAAGCAAUCUGGUGGUGGGAGGGGGAAGGAGAAGGAGACUUCGCGUGAAAGAGAUAGUGGAUGGAGUGGAAUGGAUGCUGGGAAAGCGAAGGAGACGGAAAAGGAGAAAGAGAAAGAGCGGGUUGGACACGAAUCACCGUCAAGUGAGCCUCCUUUUGCUUCUCAAACCUUUCCGAAGCUGACAACAUCAUUCCCGCCAGAGGCAUCCUUCUUCGAUGAUGGACCCUUUCCUCAGGCAGGUAUUCCUGCCACCCCGGUCAACGGGACGUCUUCCUCGCCAUCUGCCUACGCCCCUGCUCUGCCACCCGCUAUGGCGAUGGUCAGACAGCCAGUGGCCACUACUUCUCUUAUUGCAGAGCAUUCAGGCUCCAGCAUUGCUGGUGUGUCGAUGAGUAUCCCCUCUACUGUCGCCGCUGGCCAUGAAACACCACAAACACCGACCAACCCUCAUCCUUCCGUUUCCAUGGCCCGACCCGCGCCGAUGCCUGUACUGGGGUCUUCUACCCAUUCAACCCCCGCAAUCAGCUCGCCUCUUUUAGAGGAACUUGCUUUGGGAGUUCGUCAGAAGAUGAACGAGAUACAGACUUGGACGCAGAUGUUGAACGACUUUCCGGAUAUGGCGGACCCCAUGAGGGGGCAAAUCGAUAGGACACAGACCGAGAUCUUUCGGCUCUAUGCUAAGAUGGGACAGGAGAAAAGGAGGUUGAUGACUGGGGAGUAA